Ailuropoda melanoleuca (giant panda) is the source of this 459-nucleotide messenger RNA. Its product is annotated as solute carrier family 15 member 1-like. The transcript has 4 exons. The annotation marks the transcript as partial. Lineage: Eukaryota; Metazoa; Chordata; Mammalia; Carnivora; Ursidae. The record is from RefSeq and is a predicted model, not a curated record.
UGGGACAGGGAGCUGUGCCUCGAGACAGGGUAUGGGUUGGCCCUCGUCAAAAUUCAGGCGAGACCAGAGCAGGGGCUGGGCCAGUGGGCAUGAAGGGAACGCCUAAAUCUAGAAGUUCAAAUCAACGGCCCUUGGCUUGCACUGGUUCACUUGGAUGCUCACCUUUUUUCUUCUUGCUCUUCUAAUUCCCUGUUCUGACAAUAAGGCCCUGCUAUGUGGGAUGUCCAAGUCACGGGAUUGCUUUGGUUAUCCCUUGAGCAUCUUCUUCAUCGUGGUCAAUGAGUUCUGUGAAAGAUUUUCCUACUAUGGAAUGAGAGCACUCCUGAUUCUGUACUUCAGACGGUUCAUCGGAUGGGACGAUAACCUGUCCACGGCCAUCUACCACACGUUUGUGGCUCUGUGCUACCUGACGCCCAUUCUUGGUGCUUUAAUCGCUGACUCCUGGCUGGGAAAGUUCAA